Mycena citricolor is the source of this 2097-nucleotide messenger RNA. The record is from the annotation of a GenBank genome assembly. Lineage: Eukaryota; Fungi; Basidiomycota; Agaricomycetes; Agaricales; Mycenaceae.
AUGGCUCCAAAGACUGGGUUCAAAAUCCCUCAACCUUGGGACACAAGUAGACCUAUACUUGAUGAAAAGGAUCCCCUGUCGAUUGAGGCAUAUUUGCGUCACUGCGCGCAGAUCGUGGAGGAUGGUGGCAUCACAGAUGUCAAACAGGCAAAAAGCAUGUACAUCCGUUAUUUGCCGUCGCGGCAAGUGAUGGACGUAUGGGAAGGUCUCGAUACCUAUUCCGACGACACGAAAACUGUCGCGGAAUUCGAGGCCGAAAUAUUAAAAGGAUACCCUGAGGUGUCCAAGCGAAAAACGGGGACCAUGGCAGAUCUAGACAGGCUCUGUCGCGAGAACCGUGGAAUCAAAAUCACGGAUGAGGGAGAUUUGAAGCGUUUCGGCCUUCAAAUGUACAGUCACUAUAAGCGACUGUCAGUCCCUCCUGCCAUUAUUACCAACAAAGUCGCGUGUGAACGCUACAUGCGUACUUUGGACUCCGAGUUCAGUACCGUCUUGCGAAAUGCUUUGGCUACGAGUCAAGUAUUCAACAAGCGCUACCAAACUCGCGCCGGGAUAGCAAACGCUAAUGUCCCCGCGACUGGAGUCAAUCGGCAGGACGACCCCAUCCAGCUGAAAGAAUUGAUGACAAUGGCGGAAGAAAUGGCGUCGACGUUGAGUAACGAAGACGAAAUUCCCGUAAUCGCGCGACCUCCUAAGGUUCGCUUCGACUAUGAGACUAGUCCACCCAACCAUGCUAAGGUUGAGGAGUUGGAAAACUCGAUUUCCAACUUGAAGGAUUCAUUUCUUCUACACCAAAAAGAGCUACAGACUCAGUUGCAGGAAGCGUUGAAGACGCAACAACUCUUCUGUGCCCCACUUCGAAAGUCGCGCACAAGGAGGGCUGCCGCACGGAACGACGACUGUCGCUACUGUGGACAAACUGGUCAUUGGUCGAACGAGUGCCCACUCAAGAGGUCUCACAUUGAGAAAAACCUUCUCAAAGUCGACACCAAAGGGAUGUGGAGGCUCUUCGACGACAGCUUCUUGCCAAAUGGAGAAGGGACUCAGGGACAACGAGUAGAGGCUUAUUGGAAGAAGAAGGGCAAGUCCGUCAACUUCCAAGACUCUUACUACUUGGAUCAGUUCGAUAGCCGCGACAAUGAUGAUAUGUCCGACUACCCUGAAGAAGUGGCAGACGAGAUACGCUCCCUUCGAAGUCAACUCAUCCAAUAUGAGAGGAAGUCGUCGCGGCCAACCCCAGAGAGUCGCGCGGAGUCAAAGACUCAAAGAACUGCAUCUGGUUCGACCAGCAAUGCAAUGGAAAGUGCCAUGGGCCAAUUCAUGCAGAAAGCCAUGACCGACGCCAUGGCCGGCUACUUCAACAACAUGAACAGUGGUUAUCCUCAGACUCAGGAACAGUUCAUUCAAACCCGUCGUGGUGCGAAUAGCCAACCUGAGCGCGACAAUAACAACUCGGCCAAGCCCUCUGAGGACCAUGAUAAACGAGCUGAGCGACGAGAGAAACCGAGGAAACCUGUGAUUAUUGAAGAAGUUAGUGAUAGCGACGAUGAUGAGGAAUCAGUGCGCGACAACACCGAAAAGAGAAAGGAACUACCGUUUGAGAAAGUCAAGCCCGUUCUACAAGAACCAGUACAUUCUUCAAAAGCGCGCGUUCCAGAUAAAUACCAGUUGCGUGCACCGAUUCAAACGAAGGCUGUAGCAGAAGCAGUCUACGACAAAAUGAAAAACGCGUCAGUCGACGUCACUGUGGGUGAACUCCUAGCAGUUUCGGGAACUGUCCGCGACUCCAUUCUGAAGGACUCUUCGAAGAAACGAGUACCGGUUCAGAAGUCCAUGCUUCAAGAAACUGGUCGCGUCGUUGAAGACGUUUGGGAUGGAGAACUGAGCUACAACCUAGUCAGUGCUAAGGAAUUGCCCGAGCCUGUGUUCUAUCAUAACACAGUUGAAGGAGAAAUUCCCAUUGGCGCAGUUGUCGCGACGGACCCAUAUGAGAUGUACUUGGAGUCGAUACCCUCUAAUGAGAACCCAAGGCAUGUCUAUGUUGUGGAUCUCAGAUUGUAUCGAUGGCUUUCUCAGAAGCCGUCGACGCACAAUUAA